This is a messenger RNA of Linnemannia hyalina, 4962 nucleotides long. The record is from the annotation of a GenBank genome assembly. Lineage: Eukaryota; Fungi; Mortierellomycota; Mortierellomycetes; Mortierellales; Mortierellaceae.
AUGACCAACAACAGCGACAAGCCCAACCAGGAGAAUUCCCAGCGCUGUCGUGCCAAUCAGUCAGCCGUGCCUCCCACCGCGUGCACUACUACCACUACUGCCGUCCCCACCGUAACCGUCUUAAUUCCUCUUUUCCAUCAGGCGGGCCUCCAGCAGCCGCAGCAGUCGAUGCCCCAUCCCACUGUCUACGAGGAUCCCACACCCAUAAUAAACUUGGAGGGCGAUGUUGAUGUGGACAUGAUCCAGCGCAUGGACAUUGAAGACGACCAGGUCCCACUUGUAACCCCUUCUUCACGUUUUGACGGCAAGUUUGGGCGACCCUCUGCGGAGGAAGCCAUCUUCACGAUCCCUUCCCGUGUGAUUCUGUCGCCCUCAACCGCUACGUCGCUGGCGCACCAAAAGUACCCAACUGCCUUUAAUCGUCCUUUUGACAGGACUCUGAACCGACCCUCAGUCAGUACUGCUGCUGGUAGCUCUUUGUCAGUCUAUCAAGCGGCAGAGGUGCAAUGUGGGACUGCUGCCCAACAGGGCGGUAGUCAAGCUGGUUCUUGCCUUCGCCCUGCGUCUCAGGAAAUGACCCCCCCGUGUCUCGGCCAACAGCAGCAGUGGCAGCAGCAGGGUGGUCCUACUCCAUUCCAUCCCCAGGCUGAGUCGUCCAUGUCCUUUUCCUCCACUGCAUCCAACUGGCCCUUGUUACAUCUCUUUGGCCAGACUGGUCUUGGCUUUGGCACGGCCGAACCCGCCAAAGGGUUUUCCUCUCCUUCCGCCGGCUCGAAUGGGCAACAUGGUCACAAACCCGUCCGACCUUCAUUAUCUCACCUUACGUGCAACAGCAACACUGGCUUUGGCAACUGUUCCUCUCUGUCAUCUAGCUCGUCGUCUGCUAUCCCCCUCCUUGCACCAGCUGCUAUCACCACCCCUGCAUUCGGACAGCCCUCGUUCCCAUCCAGUGUGACUCAGAUCACGGCUCCCACUCCUUCAAGACCUUUGGUUCCUAUGCCGUUCAGAUUCACUCUCAAAUCUCCCUUUCUGCCGCGUUCUGCUGCGGACUUUCACUACCAGCAGCAGCAGUUUCAGCAGCAGGAGUAUUCCCAGGCAAUGAACGCUAAUACCCCUUCGCCAUCUUCGUUCGUCAACCAGUCCAACGACGUCGCCGUCACCGCCGCUCUUUCAGAUGCUCUUCGCUAUCCAGAACUCAGUGACGCUCUGCAGCGGACUGUUAGGAAAAGACUAGACCGUAUCCGAAAAGAAGCCAACCGCAAGGAUCGUCAUCGUCUUCGCUCUGUUCAGAAGCAUCGUCGUCGUUGCAUGAUUGACACCGACUCUGGGCGAGAGGAGACUGAUUAUUCUGAGAAGUACCGCUGCUGUCAGAGUCUGCCUCGACCUUUAGAGAGGCAACAACGAUCGUCUUUGCCGAUCCAUGGUGGCCAGUCCAAAAAGGAUCGGAUAAUGUCGAGACGUGAGGUGAAGGAGCUCCAGUACUUCAGGCACCUCAAAGCCAAGUGUCACAAGAUGUUGAGUGAACUGGAUCUGAAUGAGCGCGAGCAUCAGUCACUCCUACGCACUUCGGCUCUGAUGGCAGCACCACCCCCAUCGCUGCCAUUUGCGAGUGACAUCAGGGCCUACCAAGAGUACCGUGCUCUCCACGCCAGUGUCGAUUACAACAAAAUCGAUCACGACCCCGAGGGGAUGAGAAAGUAUCAGGGACUCGAGCAAGUGGGAAGGAGCUUUCUUCAGGGGGAAAGCGGCUCUGAUCUUGCUCUUUUGGAAGAAAUGGCGAUGGGCGGCUUGACUUCUGCAGAGAGUGAGAGGACUACUGUUUUUGAUUCUGGUCUAACGGCGGAAGAGUGGGUGGAGGCUCAGGGUUGGAUGAGAUCGCCCACGGUUGAUCCGCUCAUGGUGUUUACUAUGCAUGCUCCCGACCGACCCGCUGGUGACAAUGAAGAGAGCGGUGCUGUUGCUGACACUAGCAGUGAGCCUUCUGCCGCCUCCGGUAACAACACUGCCACAUCGCGAUCGACCGAGCCCUCAUCUCAGCCAGCAGCUCCCACCACCAAUACCACGUCGACUAGUACCAGAACUAGUUCGCUCUGGAGAUUAUUCGAGUCUGUUGCCCCUCCCUCCACCAUCGCCUCUCGCAGUGCCGCCACCACCACCGCAAUAGCACCUGCUGAGACAACCACCUCUACCACAACCGCCUCCACUACCGCAUCCCCAUCAAUAACGCCUCUUCGCCAGUCGCCCUCCACCAACACCAACAUUGGUGCUACCACCUCCUCAAUCCAAACUCCCAUAAAAUUCCCCACGCCCCCUCAACAAGAACGCAGGACCCAAUCCCAAACACGUCGUCUCGAGUUCAAAAAUAACCCCCAAUCCCGGUACUUCUCCCAAGACAAAGAAUCGAAUCGCGUCGCCGCCAUCAGUCCCGGAGGUAGCCACACCGCCGUCGGUCCAUCCGUCAACGAAACCCUGAUCGAUAACGAGAGAACCAACCGGAACAAGGCUUUCAGGGGGGUUGCUGACGCCCGCAGGCAGGAAGAAGCAGUUUUGAGAGAAGAAGAAGCACAAGAGGCAGCCUUGAAGAAGGCGCGAAGAAAAUUUAUGCGCGCCCAGGUUCGGCGGGAGGAGGAGGAUGAACUGCUGGCGGAAGAGAUUCGGGAGCAGGAGGAUCGGGAUAGGAAGAGGAGAGAGGGCAAUGCGGUUCAGCCGUUGGACCCUGUCGUGGAGGAGGCGAAGCGACAGUGGAUUCUGGACCAGCUGAAGAAGCAGCGGAUUAGAGAUGAGUGUUUGGACGACGAGCUUCAGAAGUUGAUGGAGCUGGAGCGGCAGAGAGAUGAGCUUGAGCGGACGAUGUUGAUGGAACAAAGCCGUAUGGAGGAUGAGCAAGAGAAGCGUAGGGAGACUAGGAGGUUGCAGAUGAAGUAUGAUGAGGACCUCGCUAAUACUCGCCCUUCUUCACGCAGGAAAACCUCGGCAGCGUCAGGAUCAACCUCGGCCUCAGCUUCUAUCACAACCAGAACCCCAACCUUGAUGCGUACUACCAGCUAUGCCGCAGGACGAGACUCAACCUCCACCACCAACUCUAUGGUUCUAUCUGUCUUUGGCUCCCCUACUGCUGUUUCUUCAACGACUAACUCCAGUCCUGUCCCCGAUUCCCCACGCUCGGCACUGGCGCCCGGACAGGAAUCUCCUUCAGCUUUACCUGCAAGGCUGCCCGAGGCAGAGCAAAAACGGGAAGAUAUGAAUUAUUUGGCAGAUCGGAAUGUUGAAGAUCUAGCGCGGCGUGCUCGUGCUGCUGCACGAGAGGGAUCUCCUUUUAGAAGCGACGAAUCUGACACCGACUCAGGAGAGGAGUCACAAUCCAUGGCCAAGAGAAGACAAAUCAUUGAUAAAAAUGGCGACAGCGAGGAUAAUGAGUACGAACAACAGCAGCAACGGCAGGAUGGCAAGCACAAGCAACAGCAACAGGACGACAACAGCGCCGGUGAAGGAUCAUCCUCUGGUCGACGCCGCAAAACUCCGCAGGCGCUGCAGUUGGAGCGAGAUGAAGCUUUCGCACGUGAGCUACAAGACGGAGAGGACUCUCAAAGGUUAUCUACUCAGGGUGAGACCGACGAGGACACAGAGCAGAAGCUUCAGCGAUCGAAAGGUCAACGAGCGACAGCAGGAGUGACAGGAGCAGGAGUAGGAACAGGAAAUACCAUGACGCUUGAAGAACAGCGACUUGAGAGCGACAUGACUAUGGCAAAGCGGAUGCAGCAGGAAGAGAAUGAUGACGAACCACAGAGCGACAGCAAGUCAGGUUCUGUCGUUCGUAGGAAGCUUUCUCUGCGAAUUAUUGCUCAGAAGGAGAGGCUCUUGUCGUCCACCUCUGAGAGCACAACACCUGCAGCUUUACCAUCACGACCAAAAAAGACAGCCACCAGAACUCGCUCGAAUCCCUCGGCGGCCAAGCAGAAGCAACAGAAGCCACAAAAGCAGCACAAGCCAACCAUAUCAACACCAGCAACUGAGCAGAUCCAUCAGCACUACAGCACAACCGGUGCCCUCGCUGGCGAGUCCUCAACCACAACCACAAUCGCCACCAACACCACUCCAACAUAUUCCAGUAACCAACUUUCACCCCACGCAGAACCUGGAUCCUCUACCGCUACUACAGUCCUAGCGACCCCCACAGAGAACGGAACAGGGUCUCCAUCAGAAAAAGCACCCCCUCGUACCUCUCGUCGCAGUCAACGGAUCCAGGAACAAUACAUGAAUGAGAGCGUGUCAAAACACUUGGCCAAGGAAAAGGCGAGGAAGGAAGAGGAGGAGCGAAAGGCCAAGGAAGUGAAGAAGAAAGGUCGCAAGCCCAGGACGGUCAAAGAGGAAAAUAAGGAGGAGGAGGAGGAGGAGGAGGAGGAAGAGGAGGGGAAGGGGGCUACGAAGAAGGGUCACAAGCCAAGGCCAACCGAGGAGGAAGCAAAGGAGGAAGCUGAGGAGGUGAAGCCGAAAGGUAGAAAGCAUAAGGCCACUGAAGAAGCGAGUAGGGAGGAUAUCGUGGUGAAGAAGGGUCGGAAGCCCAAAGCAGCUAAGGAGGGGGAAACGAAGGAGGAAGCUACCGAGGCGAAGAAGGGUCGCAGGCCUAAGGCAGUCAAGGAUAAAGAGACAAAGGAGGACGCCUCCGUGGUGAAAAAGGUCCGGAUACCCAAGACGGCCACGGAGGAAAAGAAAAUGGAGGUUGAGGAGGAAAAGAAAAUGGAGGUUGAGGAGGCAAAGCCGAUGGACCGCAAGCGCAAGGGCACGGAUGAAGUGAAGGAGGAGGGGAAUGCCGAGUUGAAGAAGGUCCGGAAGCCUAGGACAUUCAAGAAGGAUACACAGAGGGAAGACAAGGCCAACGGUGAGAAAGGCAAUGGCAAGAGGGCUAAGAAACGAGCGCGAAAAGUCGUGAUCCCGUACCCCAUCCUCAUAGUACAACCGUAA